Molecule: messenger RNA, 3219 nt
Organism: Saccharomyces kudriavzevii IFO 1802
Lineage: Eukaryota; Fungi; Ascomycota; Saccharomycetes; Saccharomycetales; Saccharomycetaceae
Gene: ILS1
Product: isoleucine--tRNA ligase ILS1
Exons: 1
Coding region: 1-3219 (1072 amino acids)
Biological process (GO): isoleucyl-tRNA aminoacylation
Molecular function (GO): aminoacyl-tRNA deacylase activity; ATP binding; isoleucine-tRNA ligase activity
Source: RefSeq, a predicted model, not a curated record
AUGUCAGAGAAUAGCGCUCACUUCUCGUUUCCAAAGGAGGAAGAGAAAGUUCUCGCUCUUUGGGAUGAAAUCGAUGCUUUUCAUACUUCAUUAGAAUUGACAAAAGACAAACCAGAGUUUUCCUUUUUUGAUGGACCUCCAUUUGCCACUGGUACUCCACAUUACGGUCAUAUCCUUGCUUCCACUAUCAAGGAUAUUGUUCCAAGAUAUGCUACCAUGACAGGCCACCAUGUGGAAAGAAGAUUCGGAUGGGAUACUCACGGUGUUCCAAUUGAACAUAUCAUUGACAAGAAAUUAGGUAUCUCGAGUAAAGAUGAUGUCUUUAAGUAUGGCCUUGAAAACUACAACAAUGAAUGUAGAUCCAUCGUCAUGACUUAUGCCGGUGAUUGGAGAAAAACCAUCGGUCGUUUGGGUCGUUGGAUUGAUUUCGACAAUGAUUACAAGACCAUGUACCCAUCCUUUAUGGAAUCUACGUGGUGGGCUUUCAAGCAACUUCACGAAAAAGGUCAAGUGUACCGUGGGUUCAAAGUUAUGCCUUACUCCACUGGGUUGACCACUCCUUUGAGUAACUUUGAAGCUCAGCAAAACUAUAAAGAUGUCAACGAUCCAGCCGUAACCAUUGGUUUCAACGUUAUUGGCCAAGAAAAAACUCAACUGGUUGCCUGGACUACUACACCAUGGACUUUGCCCUCAAAUCUCUCAUUAUGUGUCAACGCUAACUUCGAAUACGUCAAAAUUUAUGAUGAAACUAGGGAUCGGUAUUUCAUUCUAUUGGAAACGUUGAUCAAAUCCUUAUACAAGAAGCCAAAGAACGAAAAAUACAAGGUUGUGGAAAAAAUCAAAGGUUCUGACCUGGUGGGUUUGAAGUAUGAACCGUUGUUCCCAUAUUUUGCCGAGCAAUUCCGUGAUACAGCCUUUAGAGUUAUUUCUGAUGAUUACGUCAGCAGUGACUCCGGUACCGGUAUUGUUCAUAACGCUCCAGCUUUCGGUGAAGAAGAUAGUGCUGCUUGUUUGAAGAAUGGGAUCAUAUCAGAAGACUCAGUCUUACCAAAUGUUAUCGAUGAUCUCGGUAGAUUCACCGAAGAAGCCCCCGAUUUCCAGGGUGUCUAUGUUAAGGACGCCGAUAAAUUGAUCAUCAAACACUUGACUAAUUCGGGUAAUUUGUUAUUGGCAACUCAAGUGCGCCAUUCUUACCCAUUCUGUUGGAGAUCUGACACCCCAUUAUUAUAUCGUUCCGUCCCAGCCUGGUUUGUUCGUGUCAAGAACAUUGUUCCACAGAUGUUAGACUCUGUAAUGAAAUCUCAUUGGGUUCCAAACGUUAUCAAGGAAAAGAGAUUCGCUAAUUGGAUCGCUAAUGCUCGUGACUGGAACGUUUCCAGAAACAGAUAUUGGGGUACCCCAAUUCCGUUAUGGGUUUCUGAUGAUUUCGAAGAAGUUGUCUGUGUUGGCUCUAUCAAAGAAUUGGAAGAGUUAUCUGGUGUCCCCGGUAUCACUGAUUUGCAUCGUGAUACCAUUGACAAGUUGACAAUCCCAUCGAGGCAAGGUAAGGGUGAUUUGAAGAGAAUUGAAGAAGUCUUUGAUUGUUGGUUCGAAUCAGGUUCUAUGCCAUACGCUUCUCAACAUUAUCCGUUUGAGAACACUGAAAAAUUCGAUCAAAGAGUCCCAGCUAACUUCAUUUCUGAAGGUUUAGAUCAAACAAGGGGAUGGUUCUACACUUUAUCUGUCCUGGGUACACAUCUCUUCGGUGCUGUUCCCUACAAAAACGUCAUCGUCUCUGGUAUUGUCCUAGCUGCCGACGGUAGAAAGAUGUCUAAAUCUUUGAAAAAUUACCCCGAUCCAUCUAUUGUUUUGAACAAAUACGGUGCUGAUGCCCUGAGGUUGUACUUGAUCAAUUCGCCCGUUUUGAAGGCAGAAAGCUUGAAGUUCAAGGAAGAUGGUGUCAAGGAGGUUGUAUCCAAGGUCUUAUUACCAUGGUGGAACUCCUUCAAAUUCUUGGACGGUCAAAUCGCUUUAUUGAAAAAGACAUCCAACAUUGAUUUUAAGUACGAUGAUUCUGUGAAAAGCGAUAACGUCAUGGACAGAUGGAUCUUGGCUUCUAUGCAAUCUCUAGUUCAAUUUAUUCAUCAAGAAAUGGGCCAAUAUAAACUGUACACUGUGGUUCCAAAAUUAUUGAACUUUAUUGAUGAGUUGACCAACUGGUACAUCAGAUUCAAUCGUCGUCGUUUAAAGGGUGAAAGCGGUGUUGACGACUGUUUGAAGGCUUUAAAUUCCUUAUUCGAUGCCUUGUUCACUUUUGCCCGUGCCAUGGCUCCAUUCACUCCAUUCUUAUCAGAAAGUAUUUAUUUGAGAUUAAAGGAGUACAUCCCAGAAUCCAUUUUAUCACAGUACGGUAAAGAUGGAAGAUCGGUUCAUUUCUUGUCCUACCCAGAAGCCAGAAAGGAAUACUUCGAUGAGGCUAUCGAAACUGCAGUUUCCAGAAUGCAAUCCGUUAUUGAUCUGGGUAGAAACAUUCGUGAGAAAAAAACCAUUUCUCUAAAGACACCACUAAAGACUUUGGUCAUUUUACACAGCGACCAAUCAUAUUUGAAGGACGUCGAAGCCUUGAAGAACUAUAUCAUCGAAGAACUAAAUGUUCGCGAUGUUGUUAUCACCUCCGAUGAGGUCAAAUAUGGUGUCGAAUACAAAGCCGUUGCUGACUGGCCAAUUUUGGGUAAGAAGUUGAAAAAGGACGCCAAAAAGGUCAAGGAUGCCCUACCAUCAGUAAAUUCUGAGGAAGUACGGAAAUACUUGGAAAGCGGUAAGUUGGAAGUCGCCGGAAUUGAAUUAGUUAAAGGUGACUUGAACGCCAUUAGAGGUUUGCCAGAAUCUGCAGUUCAAUCCGGUCAAGAAACCAGAACCGACCAAGACGUUUUGAUCAUAUUGGACACCAACAUCUACCCUGAAUUAAAGAGUGAAGGUCUGGCAAGAGAACUGGUCAACAGAAUCCAAAAAUUGAGAAAGAAGUGUGGUUUGGAAGCCACCGACGACGUUUUAGUGGAAUACGAAUUGAUCAAGGACACCAUUGAUUUCGAGGCCCUUGUCAAAGAACAUUUCGAUAUGUUAAGCAAGACCUGUAGAUCCGACAUUGCCAAAUAUGACGGCUCCAAGACAGACCCAAUUGGUGACGAAGAACAAUCUAUUAAUGACACCAUUUUCAAGUUGAAGGUGUUCAAGUUAUGA